GCGGGGAGAGCGGGCGGCGGCGCGGGCAGAAAACUUGAUUGGAUUUAACAUAUUUCCUUGGGAUCGGAAGGGACUGCUGCCUGCUGGAUCUGGCUUAGACACCCGACAGACGAGUUCCAUGUGGAUGGUAUAAUAAACUCCAUUCUACAUCCUGGUGAUUCUGUGGUCCAAGUUCAGAAACUGAUUCGAACUCCUAUGGUGUGAAUUGGAAGAGGUGCAGUGAUUCGGAAUGUUGGGUUUGAAAGCUCAGGGAAGAAGCAGCAGGGAGAAAAAGGUAACUCAGUGUGCCUGAAAAUGACAACAAAGCGGAAUUUGUUUGUGCGGCUGGUGCCGUGCCGCUGUCUGCGUGGAGAAGAAGAAACGGUCACUACACUUGAUUAUUCUCACUGCAGUCUGGAACAGGUGCCUAAGGAGAUUUUCACUUUUGAAAAGACCUUGGAGGAACUCUAUUUAGAUGCUAAUCAGAUUGAAGAGCUUCCAAAGCAACUUUUUAACUGUCAGUCUCUGCACAAGCUGAGUUUGCCAGACAAUGAUCUAACCACAUUGCCAGCAUCCAUCGCAAAUCUCAUUAAUCUCAGGGAACUGGAUGUCAGCAAGAAUGGCAUACAGGAGUUUCCAGAUAAUAUAAAAAACUGCAAAGUCUUGACAGUUGUUGAGGCCAGUGUAAAUCCAAUUUCCAAACUUCCAGAUGGAUUUUCCCAACUGUUAAACCUAACGCAGCUGUACCUGAAUGAUGCUUUUCUUGAGUUUUUGCCAGCUAACUUCGGCAGAUUAACUAAACUCCAGAUACUGGAACUUAGAGAAAACCAGUUAAAAAUAUUGCCAAAAACCAUGUCCAGACUGACUCAGCUGGAGAGACUGGACUUAGGAAGUAAUGAAUUCACAGAAGUGCCUGAAGUACUUGAACAACUGAGUGGGUUAAAGGAAUUUUGGAUGGAUGGUAAUAGACUAACACUUAUCCCAGGGUUCGUAGGUACUUUGAAACAGCUGACCUACUUGGAUUUUUCUAAAAACAACAUUGAAGUAGUUGAAGAAGGUAUUUCAGGUUGUGAAAGCCUACAAGACCUACUAUUAUCCAGUAAUUCACUUCAGCAAUUGCCAGAGUCCAUUGGUUCCCUGAAGAAGGUAACAACACUUAAAAUUGAUGAAAACCAGUUAAUUUAUUUGCCAGACUCUAUAGGAGGGUUAAUAUCAUUAGAAGAACUGGACUGCAGUUUUAAUGAGAUUGAAACAUUACCUUCAUCUGUUGGGCAACUCUCUAACAUAAGGACAUUUGCUGCAGAUCAUAACUUUUUAACACAGCUGCCACCAGAGAUAGGAAACUGGAAGCAUGUAACAGUGUUGUUUCUGCAUUCUAAUAAGCUUGAAUUUCUUCCCGAAGAAAUGGGCGAUAUGCAGAAGUUAAAAGUCAUCAAUCUGAGUGACAAUAGACUGAAGAAUUUGCCCUUUACUUUUACAAAACUGCAGCAGCUCACUGCUAUGUGGCUGUCAGACAAUCAGUCUAAACCACUUAUUCCUCUUCAAAAAGAAGCUGACCCUGACACACAGAAAACAGUGCUUACCAACUACAUGUUCCCCCAGCAACCAAGGACUGAGGAUGUUAUGUUCAUAUCUGAUAAUGAAAGCUUCAAUCCAUCUUUGUGGGAGGAACAGAGGAAACAGCGUGCUCAGGUGGCUUUUGAAUGCGAUGAAGACAAAGAUGAAAGGGAGGCACCGCCUCGGGAGGGCAAUCUGAAGAGAUAUCCAACUCCGUAUCCUGAUGAACUGAAGAAUAUGGUCAAAACAGUCCAGACAAUUGUACAUAGACUAAAGGAUGAAGAAUCUACUGAAGAUAUUGCUAAGGAGUCAAAACGAGAAGGCCAAGCAGUUUCUGUAAAAGAUGUGGGGGUAAAGACUUCAGAAAUUGCUCCAGUAAAAAACAAAGCAGAUGAGAGAAAGCAACCUUCAGCAGGAAACUCUGUGCAAAAGCCUACUGAACCAGAAGCUGAGCACAGCGCUGCAAAUUCACAGAUGACUGCACUUGUUAAAACCUCAAAGAACACGAAAACAAUUGUCAACCAUGAAGACACGCUUGAGGAUGUGUUUGAGACUUGUGACAAAUUCUGGAACUUGUCAGUUAACCAGUUGCCGGUCCAGGAAUCAGAAGAACUCUCCUCUGAUGAAGAGAUGAAAAUGGCAGAAAUGCGUCCACCGCUGAUAGAAACUUCCAUGAACCAACCAAAAGUGGUAGCUCUUAGCAAUAACAAAAAAGAUGAUUUAAAAGAUGCUGAUUCCGUAUCAGAUGAAGCUACCCACAACAGCAAUCAAAAUAACAGCAACUGUUCCUCUCCUUCUCGAAUGUCGGAUUCUGUUUCCUUAAAUACUGAUAGUAGCCAAGAUGUUUCUCUCUGUUCUCCGGACAAAGAAACGCACGCAGCUGUUCUAUCCAAAAUCAGACAAGAAGAUGAAAAUUUGAAUAAUCUUUUGCAAAAUGGAGGUGAAUUAAGCAUUGCAGUAGAAGAAGAGAUUAAUGUGGAAGACAAGGUUACAAAUUUAUCUGAGUAUGAAUUAAGCAUUGAAGAAAGAUUAGGCCUGAUAGGAAAAGGUGUUGAUCUAAACACUCUUACUGAGGAGUCUCACAAAUUAGACCAAAUAAACAUGAAUAUCAAUAAGCUGGCUAGUGAAGAAGCAGUGCCAGUUCCUGUAGAAAGACUAAAACCACAGGAAAUAGCAUCAGUAAAGGGGUUUUUGAAUAACAAUGUGAAAGAAGAAAAUGAGCACUUGGAAAAUGGAAAUAAAUAUCCUAUAAGUAAAGUAAAUGGUCAUCCUGAGGAAGCAGUGCAGUCUCCUAUCAGAGAUGAAGUAAUGCAAAGCACUAUAGUUGGUGGUGAUUCUUCUGCUGAGCUGCCUGUUUCAAAGAGCACUGAAGAUCUGUCUCCGCAGAGAAGUGGUCCUGUGGUAAAAUCUCACAGCAUCACCAGUAUGGAUACUGGCAGUCUGAAAAUCUAUGAUAUUGUCAAUGACAAUGGACCUCAGCAACCAAACACAGUGGCUAAAUCAGCAUCUGGUAGUGCAGAUGGAAAAAAUAUCGUCAGAAGUAAAUCUGCUACUCUUCUGUAUGAUCAACCUUUGCAAGUUUUUCCUGGAUCGUCGUCGUCAACUGAUUUAAUGUCUUCUACAAAAACUGUGUUCAAGUUUGACUCAAAUCACAAUCCUGAAGGUGCUAAUGUGGUGAGAGGGUCUGUGGCAAGUGGCACACAAAUGUUCUGCACUCCCCAGUAUAACAUUCAGUACAGCACCAGUGCAACAGCCAAAGACACCCUGUGGCCCCAGAAACAAAGCACCCCAGUAGAACAAGGCAGCUUACCUCCUUCCCGUCUGCUUAGGUCUGACAGCACAGAAACCCCUAGCUAUGUAAAGCAUUCUGCCAAUAUGAAUUUCUCCAAUCAUAACAAUGUGCGAGCCAGUACCGCUUAUAACACUCAUCAGCGGAUGUCUGGGAGACAUAUAGAUACGUGGGCUGUUCCACCAAAUGACAGACUGCUCCCAGGAGCAACCAGAAACACUCUGCAAAGGCAGAGCAGUGUAACCUCUACAGCUUCUGUAAAUGUUGGUGAUAUGGGACCCUCAAGGCGGGCUCAGCUUCCUGAAGGGGACUACUUAACGUACAGAGAUUUGCAUUCAAUGGGAAGAGCUCCACCAGUAAUGUCUGGGCAUCAGAGACCUCUUUCUGCCAGGACAUACAGCAUUGAUGGUCCAAACGUACCCCGACCACAGAGUGCUCGACCUUCAGUGAAUGAAAUACCAGAAAGAACUAUGUCAGUUAGUGACUUUAAUUACUCACGGACUAGUCCUUCAAAGAGAUCAAACCCAAGGGUUAACUCUGAGCAUUCUUUAUUAGACCCCCCAGGAAAGAGUAAAGUCCCUCAUGACUGGAGGGAACAGGUGCUGCGACACAUUGAGGCUAAAAAACUAGAAAAGCAUCCCCAGGCUUCUACUCCAGGAGAACAGUGCCAAGAUGAGGUAUUCAUUUCAGGACAGCAGAAUUACUCCUCUGCCACACUUAGCCUCAAAGAUGUUCCUCCAGACAGCAUGAAGAAAGUAGCUCUGCAGAUACCUUUGACAAAUGGACAGAUGUGCCAGCCUCAAAGACCACAGGCAAACUACAGCCAAGUCCACCAUCUCCCUCCUCAGUCAUCAGUAGCAAGACAUCCAUCUAGAGAACAACUAAUUGAUUAUCUGAUGUUGAAAGUUGCCCACCAACCUCCCUAUGCACAAUCGCAGUGUUCUCCCAGACAAGGCCAUGAAAUGGUAAAGCAAGAGAUUCGAGUGAGAAUUGACAAGGAUCCUGAGCUUGGAUUUAGUAUAUCAGGAGGAGUUGGCGGUAGAGGGAAUCCGUUCAAACCUGAAGAUGAUGGUAUAUUUGUAACCAGAGUGCAACCAGAAGGACCAGCAUCUAAGCUAUUGCAGCCUGGAGAUAAAAUAAUUCAGGCUAAUGGCUACAGCUUCAUCAAUAUUGAUCAUGGACAAGCAGUUUCUUUGCUAAAGACUUUUCAGAAUGCAGUGGAACUCAUCAUUGUACGAGAGGUUUCUUCAUAAAUACUGUGGAUAUGGGGAAAAAGCCAACAAAUUCAUCAAAGGACUUCUGGUGAACUGAAUAUUUUGACUAUUUUUAUAUAUGAAAGGGACUUGAACUAUGAUCAAAAUUUGUACAGAUGAAAUAUUGAACUUGUGGUUAAAGGGGGGAAAAACCACUGUAUAGAACGUGCAGGAAAUCAUUUUGGAAAUGCAUAUGGUGAAUAAACUUGUUUUUAAGCAUUAUAGCAAUCUAAGGAUCACUCCAAGAACAAACCUGUGUUGUUUUUUUGUACAGAUGGUAGGUUUAUUUUUGGAUAAUUCAUACACAUUACUAAACUUUGUGCAAGGCUUUGAGAAGCCUAGGUUGUAGCCAACGGACAGAUGGCAGGGCUGUCUGUCCUGUAGCUGUUUAUUGCCUUUAUUUUUAUUCACCAGAUAUUAAUGUGUUAGUGAAACCACUUCUGUAGAUGUGGACAGGAGGUAUGAAACUUUGGUUGGCUUUGCUAUGUGCACGUUGUAUAGAUGAAUGGGUGGAUGGAAGGUGGUGCUGGUGGGAUGGAAUAAAGGCCAGGUGAAACAACUAUUUACUAUCUAAAUUUGGAAUCAAGAGAGAAGAAAAACUGUUUAGUUUUGGAGUGUAUGUCUACCAAUAGAAAAUGCAAUAAAAGCUUACAGUGUUUUUUUUUUUAGGAAGACUAUAAUUACAAAUUUGUGAUCUUCUACAGGAUUUGUUCUUAAUGUAGUCAUUGAAUAUUCAUUUGCAAUCGCAUACAUGCGAUUCAAGUUUAGUUGUGUUUGGUUUUUUUGCAUACAUAUUUUUUUCAGCUGUACUGUGGAAAUGUGCCCAGAGAUUUUUCUCUGCCAUGGAAAUCCCCAAUUUGUGCAAAUGGUGAUGCUUUUAUCUUUAUGAGAUGUACUCCAUUUUAAUCUUACAGAUUUUAAAAAUGAAACUGAAAUGGCCAGUUUUUAAGAUUGUUGCCUGUAAAAUACAUCUGAAAACAUACGAAUGAUAUAGGAAGGUUAUAAACGUCAUCUUGAUUUUGUUUGGCCUUUGCAUUACCCUGUUAAUCAAAAAGGAAACCAUACGCGUGGAGCUAGGUAACCAAAGCAAGUCUGUGAAACUUUGAGUAGCGAUGGAGAAUUGCUGUGGGGAGCCGAGGAGCAAAGGGAGGGCGUACUUGCAACCCACCAGUUCGUAAUGAUGUUUCUUAAAGGGCUGUUCCUACAGGUAACUUUAAAUGUGAACUAGACACUUCAGAGUCAUUAAAGGGUUUCUAACUAUAUUAAUAAGUGAUUUACCACAGGCUGCCUUUGUUCCUUAUUACUGUAUAAAAUACUCAAUUAUGCUUUUAUUAAUUCUGUUUACCAGAAACGUUAGUUUUCUUUCUCCUUUGUAAUUGAAUAGAGACUGCAUAAUCUGCAGUGAUAAUUAAUACACGGUUGUUAUGGACCAGGGAAAAGUGCCAUAGAAGACCAGUAACUGUUUUUAAUCGGGGCUAAUGAUUAGCCUGUCAUUGGAGCAAUAUUUAGUUAUUGCAGUUAAUUUUUAAUUAUAUAUGAGUUGGUAGUUUGAACUAGUUCUGGUUGCUUUUUUUUUUUUUUAAAAAAAAACUUUGUACAAAAACAAAUGCUUUUAAUAAAGCUAGCAAAAUCACCAACCUCCUUUUGGUUUUGGAAAAAAUGAGCUGGAAGAGAAAGGAAUUAUAUAUAGCUAGCGGUAAAAAUCAGGCAGUAAGUGAACUCCAAUACUAUUGCACUUCUUUCAGAGAUGUUAACUGUUGCUUAUUGUACUGUGUAUAGUUCUAAUUUUAACUGAAACCCUUUAACAACUCUUUGUAUAUUUUAAUUUUAGUUGAUUUUCAGUAAUAUUUACAUAGGAAAUGAUUUUUUUGAUAUACUAGCAGAAAUGUGGUGUAUUUUGAUAAAAUUCACGUAUUUUCUGUGUGCUGUUAAUCUCUAAAGAAAAGAAUGAGAAACAUAGCUAUAUAAUGGCAGGCUUCAGUGUUCCCCUUCUAAGAUGUCUGUUGUUUAGUUUAUAUUUUUUUAUUGAAAAUGCAAAAUGUUCACAUCACAUCUUCAUUACUUCUAAUCACGUUAUUUUUAUCACACACUGCCUUUUAAAGGGAAUGCAUACAGACAAGUCCUGAAUUAACUUGGUCUUAUACAUAACCUGAUCUUUGGGAAGGGAAAAGAGUUCAAAAAGCAGAACUGAUUCUUUACUGAUCUUGGAUGGACUUUAUAUACAUUUUGCAGAACAUUUUAAAUAUAUCACUAAGAAAUGAUACUGUAUUCUACUUUGCUUUAAUGUUAACAGAAAUUUUAAACUAUAUUGCGUCACUUAGUUUGCAAAGUUAUGUAUUGCAGGAAAAUGCUACCAAAAACUGCUUGGCUAUGGUAGAAGUGCAGAAGUAGAGAUUUACAGCAAGAAGCUUAGUACUUCUUGGGGAAAUACUUGGCCAAAGUUUGUCUUCAGUAAAUUAGCAAAUUAAUAAUCAUCAAAUAAAAUGUUGAUUAUGCUGAUUUUAUUCAGUAAACCUUGGAGUCUGUAA
This is a messenger RNA of Rhea pennata, 7106 nucleotides long. It is a transcript of the gene ERBIN, whose product is annotated as erbb2 interacting protein. Bases 295 to 4578 code for a protein of 1427 amino acids. The record is from RefSeq and is a predicted model, not a curated record. NCBI's taxonomy places the organism in Eukaryota, Metazoa, Chordata, Aves, Rheiformes, Rheidae. Gene Ontology annotation, molecular function: protein binding. The transcript is spliced from 29 exons. Gene Ontology annotation, biological process: cell-cell adhesion; neurotransmitter receptor transport postsynaptic membrane to endosome; embryo development. Gene Ontology annotation, cellular component: adherens junction; postsynaptic density; basolateral plasma membrane.